UUGAAACGGUCCUGCAUAAAAGCAGCCAAGGCUCUUAACCUCUGGGCCAUUAGCUCCCCAAAACCAGUGUUUUGAGAGGGAGUCAGGGGAGAACGUAGGUGUCUCAAAAAAUACCUACUCUUUCUAGAAAGCCAUUUAGACAUAGACUUUCAUCUCUCCAGCUUGGAGAGGUGAGGGAAGAGCCCACACUGUCAUUUUAGCUGUUGCUGGUGCCCCUGUCAUGUCCCAAGGUUCCCUAAUCACUGUGUGCUCUUCGGAGCUGGAGCGGUGCUCUGACUGUGUUCCUGACAAGAAGCCUAAGGGUUUCACCAGUGUGUGCAAGAGAAGUGGACGUGAUGGGGCUUUUCAGGGGCGAGAGUAUGACUAUGAGAUAGAUUGAUGGAGCCGGCGGGCCCUCUGUCCCUGUCCACAAAUUCCCAGGCUCCGUAAAGUGCCAUUUCUGCAUUGGUCCUUGGCCCAGCUUUUUGGAGCAGGGUCUUGGAGGUAGAGGAGAAGAGGAGCGCGAUGCCAGAACGUGGUGAUGGGACGGAGAGGAAGGACAGCUUUGCGCAGGACUUAGUACCAUCCGGAGAAGGCGGAGCCAUCCGGUUCUGGGUGGUUGCUAGGUGACCUAGGGCUGGUAGCUCCACCCCCAUGGAGCUGAGGAGGGUGGGUGCAUGACGUCAGGUGGAGCCGCUGCUGCUGCUGCUGCGGCCACUGAGACAGCCAUCAGCUUAAGCUGACGACCCGGGCCAGGCAAGGCUCCGGAGCCUGCUGGAGCUCACAGUCACCCGCUGGCCUGCUGUGCACCUGCCACGGCCUGUGUCGCCGCAGCCGUCUUUGCCUGCCCGGAAGCUAACGCUGCAUUGUUGGGAUUUGAUGCACUAAUCUCCUGUCUCCGCCGCCUUUCCCUCCCUCCCUUCGUCUGUCUUUCCUCCCUGUGUUUGUCUGCCCUCCUCUGUCCCUCCCUCUCUUUCCUCUCCUUGCUUUCUGUGGUUUUCUGCAAUGAUGAGACAGGCACCGACAGCCCGAAAGACCACAACUCGACGGCCCAAGCCUACUCGCCCAGCCAGCACUGGGGUGGCUGGGCCCAGUAGCUCCCUUGGCCCCUCUGGCUCAGCGUCUGCCGGGGAACUGAGCAGCAGUGAGCCCAGCACACCAGCCCAGACUCCGCUGGCAGCACCCAUCAUCCCCACACCGGCCCUCACCUCUCCUGGAGCAGCGCCCCCACUUCCUUCUCCCUCUAAGGAAGAGGAAGGGCUGAGGGCCCAGGUACGGGACCUGGAGGAGAAACUGGAGACACUGCGCCUAAAACGCUCAGAAGACAAAGCAAAGCUGAAAGAGCUGGAGAAGCAUAAGAUCCAGCUGGAGCAGGUGCAGGAAUGGAAGAGCAAAAUGCAGGAGCAGCAGGCAGACCUGCAGCGGCGCCUCAAGGAGGCUCGGAAGGAAGCCAAGGAGGCGCUAGAGGCAAAGGAGCGCUACAUGGAGGAGAUGGCCGACACGGCCGACGCUAUAGAGAUGGCCACUCUGGACAAGGAGAUGGCCGAAGAGCGCGCUGAGUCUCUACAGCAAGAGGUGGAGGCACUGAAGGAACGGGUGGACGAGCUCACCACGGACCUGGAGAUUCUCAAGGCUGAAAUCGAAGAGAAAGGCUCUGAUGGGGCGGCAUCAAGCUACCAGCUCAAGCAGCUAGAGGAGCAGAAUGCCCGCCUGAAGGACGCCCUGGUGAGGAUGCGAGACCUCUCUUCCUCAGAGAAGCAGGAACAUGUGAAGCUUCAGAAACUCAUGGAAAAGAAGAACCAGGAGCUGGAGGUUGUGAGGCAGCAGCGUGAGCGUCUUCAGGAGGAGCUGAGUCAGGCCGAGAGCACCAUAGAUGAGCUCAAAGAGCAGGUGGACGCCGCUCUGGGAGCUGAGGAGAUGGUGGAGAUGCUCACUGUCCGGAACCUGAAUCUAGAGGAGAAAGUGCGGGAAUUACGGGAGACUGUGGGCGACUUGGAAGCCAUGAACGAGAUGAAUGAUGAGCUGCAGGAGAACGCACGCGAGACGGAGCUGGAGCUCCGAGAGCAGCUGGACAUGGCGGGUGCCCGAGUGAGGGAGGCACAGAAGCGAGUGGAAGCCGCCCAGGAGACGGUCGCAGACUACCAGCAGACCAUCAAGAAGUACCGCCAGUUGACUGCCCACCUACAGGAUGUCAAUCGGGAGCUGACAAACCAGCAGGAAGCGUCUGUGGAAAGGCAGCAGCAGCCGCCGCCAGAAACUUUUGAUUUCAAAAUCAAGUUUGCUGAGACCAAGGCUCAUGCCAAGGCCAUUGAGAUGGAGUUGAGACAGAUGGAGGUUGCCCAGGCCAACCGGCACAUGUCCCUGCUGACAGCCUUUAUGCCUGACAGCUUCCUUCGGCCAGGUGGAGACCACGACUGUGUCCUGGUGCUGCUGCUCAUGCCCCGACUCAUUUGCAAGGCAGAGCUCAUCCGGAAGCAGGCCCAGGAGAAGUUUGACCUGAGUGAGAACUGUUCAGAGCGGCCCGGGCUGCGAGGAGCUGCCGGGGAGCAGCUGAGCUUUGCUGCUGGGCUGGUGUACUCGCUGAGUCUGCUGCAGGCCACGCUGCGCCGCUAUGAGCAUGCCCUCUCUCAGUGCAAUGUGGACGUGUACAAGAAGGUCGGCAGCCUGUACCCCGAGAUGAGCGCCCACGAGCGUUCCUUAGAUUUCCUCAUUGAGCUGCUGCACAAGGAUCAGCUGGAUGAGACUGUCAACGUGGAGCCCCUCACCAAGGCCAUCAAGUACUACCAGCAUCUGUACAGCAUCCACCUCGCUGAACAACCCGAGGACUCCACCAUGCAGCUGGCUGACCACAUCAAGUUCACCCAGAGUGCCCUGGAUUGCAUGAGCGUGGAGGUGGGCCGGCUGCGUGCCUUCUUACAGGGUGGGCAGGAGGCAACAGAUAUUACCCUUCUUCUCCGAGACCUGGAAACAUCAUGCAGUGACAUCCGUCAGUUCUGCAAGAAGAUCCGAAGGCGGAUGCCGGGGACGGAUGCUCCUGGGAUCCCAGCAGCGCUGGCCUUUGGCUCACAGGUAUCCGACACACUCCUCGACUGCAGGAAGCACCUGACAUGGGUGGUAGCUGUUCUGCAGGAGGUGGCAGCUGCAGCCGCCCAGCUUAUCGCCCCCUUGGCAGAGAAUGAGGGAUUGCCCGUGGCUGCACUGGAGGAGCUGGCCUUCAAAGCAAGCGAGCAGAUCUACGGGAGCCCCUCCAGCAGCCCCUAUGAGUGUCUACGCCAGUCAUGCACCAUCCUCAUCAGCACGAUGAACAAGCUGGCCACAGCCAUGCAAGAAGGCGAGUAUGACGCAGAGCGACCCCCGAGCAAGCCUCCUCCGGUUGAACUUCGGGCUGCAGCCCUGCGUGCAGAGAUCACUGAUGCUGAAGGUCUCGGUUUGAAGCUUGAGGAUCGAGAGACAGUUAUCAAGGAGUUAAAGAAGUCACUCAAGAUUAAGGGAGAGGAGCUGAGUGAGGCCAACGUGCGGCUGAGCCUCCUGGAGAAGAAGCUGGACAGCGCUGCCAAGGAUGCGGACGAGCGAAUCGAGAAGGUUCAGACGCGGCUGGAGGAGACUCAGAGCCUGCUGAGGAAGAAGGAAAAAGACUUUGAGGAGACAAUGGAUGCGCUCCAGGCUGACAUCGAUCAGCUGGAGGCAGAGAAGGCAGAGCUCAAGCAGCGCCUGAACAGCCAAUCCAAGCGCACAGUUGAGGGACUCCGGGGCCCCCCUCCGUCAGGCAUCGCUACCCUGGUCUCUGGCAUCGCUGGUGGGGGCGCUCCUGGGCAGGCUCCGGGCGCCUUGCCAGGCCCAGGGCUGGUGAAGGACUCCCCACUGCUGCUUCAGCAGAUCUCUGCUAUGAGGCUACACAUCUCUCAGCUCCAGCAUGAGAACAGCAUCCUCAGAGGAGCCCAGAUGAAGGCGUCCUUGGCGGCUCUGCCCCCUCUGCAUGUUGCAAAGCUUUCCCUCCCACCCCAUGAGGGCCCCAGUGGUAACCUAGUGACUGGGGCACUGUACCGCAAGACCAGCCAGCUCCUGGAGAAACUAAACCAGCUGAGCACCCACACCCACGUGGUGGAUAUCACUAGGAGCAGCCCAGCUGCCAAGAGCCCAUCAGCUCAGCUUAUGGAACAAGUGGCUCAGCUCAAGACCCUGAGUGACACCAUUGAGAAGCUCAAGGAUGAGGUUCUCAAGGAGACAGUGACUCAGCGCCCUGGAGCCACCGUGCCCACUGACUUUGCCACCUUCCCUUCAUCUGCCUUCCUCAGGGCCAAGGAAGAGCAGCAAGAUGACACAGUCUACAUGGGCAAAGUGACCUUUUCAUGCGCGGCAGGCCUAGGACAGCGACACCGCCUGGUGCUGACCCAGGAGCAGCUGCACCAGCUUCACAGUCGCCUCAUCUCCUAAGCACUCCUUCCCUGCCUUCCCUGUGGUACCUACGGUCCCCCUGGUACCACUGCCCAGUGCACAGCCACCUCAGCCACUCCCGGGCUGAACCGCAUGCUAACCUGAGUGGUUCAGCUGCGCCUGGACUGGUCAGGGUCCUGCUGCUUCCGUAACCUGGGUUUGCCUGUCCACCCCUGGCCUCUUCCAUAUUUGCUGUUAUCUGCUCCCUCUUUCCUGAGGGGCCUCAGGGCAUUGGAGGGGGCCGACACCCCUCCACUAAAGAUUGAGUGAGGUCUCCCCGACUGAGGACCUCACCCCUUGAUUAAAGCAACUUGUGCUUCA
Mus pahari (shrew mouse) is the source of this 4734-nucleotide messenger RNA. RefSeq names its product dynactin subunit 1 (gene Dctn1). Gene Ontology annotation, cellular component: kinetochore; axon; spindle pole. The record is from RefSeq and is a predicted model, not a curated record. Bases 985 to 4413 code for a protein of 1142 amino acids. The transcript is spliced from 26 exons. Gene Ontology annotation, biological process: establishment of mitotic spindle orientation; nuclear migration. Lineage: Eukaryota; Metazoa; Chordata; Mammalia; Rodentia; Muridae.